Molecule: messenger RNA, 1384 nt
Organism: Nymphaea colorata (pocket water lily)
Lineage: Eukaryota; Viridiplantae; Streptophyta; Magnoliopsida; Nymphaeales; Nymphaeaceae
Product: pentatricopeptide repeat-containing protein At1g62350-like
Exons: 4
Coding region: 229-1008 (259 amino acids)
Biological process (GO): Group II intron splicing; chloroplast organization
Molecular function (GO): RNA binding; protein binding
Source: RefSeq, a predicted model, not a curated record
AUAAAAAAAACGCCACUAUAGUGCGCCAGGGAGCUGGAGUUGGUGACCCUCACUCAAAGAUAUUUGAAAAGAAAGCCUUUGGUCAGGCAUUGAUGGAGAUCUAAGGGACAAACACUACGACAGUGACUAGUGGCGAUGGUGGACAGCUCGCUGCGAAGGGGAACCGAGUCUUGACGGUUGGCGACGGUUCUUCUCCUUCUCGUCCGUUGGGCACCUCCAAAUUUAAGAAUGGCCGGUCUCCUGCAAGUUGGUCCCUCUGCCCCGGUGGCAUCACGCAGGAAUGAGAUGAAGAUGCCAUCGGCCCUUGAAAGAAUUUCGCAUACCUGCCACCGCGCACCACUGGCAUCUCCAGGAAAAACGGGAAUGGUGGUUUGGUGCAGCCUGAGGGGUGGGCCGAGGAGGCCGCUGUGGAGGGGCAGGGUUAUGAGCACUGAGACCAUUCAAGCGGUGCAGUCCCUGAAGCUAGCCAAGCACUCCCCAGACAAGUUGGCGUCGGUGUUUGGCAGCAGCAUCGGCAGGCUCAUAAAGUCAGACCUCCUUGCUACCUUGGCUGAGCUGCAAAGGCAGAACGAGUUUGAAUUAGCCAUCAUGGUAUUUGAUUUUCUGCGAAAGGAAUCAUGGUACAGACCAGAUCUUUCACUGUACUCCGAUAUGCUGUUUAUGCUGGGAAAAAACAAAUUGGUUGAGAUGGCCGAGGAACUUUUUGCUGAACUAAAAAGUGAAGGCCUAGGACCUGAUACCAGGGCUUAUACUGAGAUGAUUGGAGCCUUCCUACAGGCAGGUAUGGUAGACAAGGCAAUGGAGGCAUACAGACUAAUGAAGGAGGGAGGCUGCGAGCCAGAUAAGCUUACAUUAACCAUUCUUAUAAGAAACCUUGAGAAGAUGGGAGACAAGCAGCUUGCUUUGGAUGUUAAAAAGGAGUGUGCUGAAUACAUGGAUUUUCCACAGAGGUUUCUCAAGAAAGUUGGAAGAGACUAUCCAAAAAGAAGACCUUUUGAGUUUAUUUGAAGAGCCAUUGAGCUGGUGCAGAUGAUUGUGUCACAAGGCCAUCAUGAUAAGCUGCAAAUGUAUUUUGAGAAAGGGGCCUUAACUUCAGACCUUAAUGUUGUUUGUGCAGCCUCUCUCACGUGAUAAUGAGGUGAAUGUGAGCAUCAGAUGAUCUCAAUGUUUUGCCUUCUAGGACCUCUGGCUGUGUCGUGCUCUUUGGGUGCUUGGGCAGCCGAGCGGAAAAUUCAGUUUGGGUCUAUAUCAUGGGAAACCACAUAGAUUGGCUGGAGAAGAAGCGAUUGAAUCCUGAAUGUCCCAAUAUACCCCGUAAGACAUUAUGUAUUAUUCAACCUUUGCUUCUUUUUAGUAGUCUUAAUACUAAAUCCUCCUUAUAUUA